UCGAGCUCAAGCAAGCUCCGCCUCCCGCUCCAAUGGCGGCCACUCUCCCGCCAUCUCACCACCGCCUCCCACUCCACGGCCGCCCCAAGCCUCCCCCUCCGCCUCCUCGCCGCCUCCGCGUCUGCGCGUCGCGCCUCCAGAACCCGACCACAACCCACUACCCGAGCCUCCCGCCGCCGGCGCCGGGGCCCUCCACCUCCCUCGUCGCCGCCGAGGAGGCCUCCCUCGCGCCGCGCCGCACCUACCGCUUCCCGGGAUCGGUGUCCUCCCCCACGGUCCCGGACCCUGCUGCAGGAGGAGGCGCGGCGGUGGCGGUGGCGGACGACGCCGUCCUGCGCCGCGCGCUCGAGGUGCGGCGCGCGGUGGCCGCCGAGGCGCUCGUGGCCGCGCUCCGUGGGGGGAAGGUGGGCGGGAUGACCUACAUCAGGAACCUCACCUCCCGGAUGGCGCCGUUCGUGGACCGCGUCGUCGUCGAGGCCGCCGCCAUGCGCCGCGACCGCCCCGAGCUCGCGCACCAGUCGUUCAACGCGCGGGCGCGGGCGUACAUCGACGAGUCCGGCCUUGUCGCUCUAGUCAAGUGGUUCAAGCACAACUCCAUGACUUAUCCCCAAAUUGCAAAAGUAGUUUGCUCAUCUUCUGGCAAUCUAGAGAAAGUGAGAAGGAUGAUAAAGUGGUUGAGGUCUAUUUAUGUGAAAGGAGAGUACUUAGGACGUGUGCUUGCAAAAGGUGAUGAUUUUUUGAGCCGCAGUUUUGAAGAACUGGAAGAGAUUAUUGACUACCUGGAAAGUUGCAGUGUUAGAAAAGAUUGGAUUGGCUAUGUGGUUGGUAGGUGUCCAGAGUUGCUGAAUUUGUCCAUGGAUGAACUGGAGACUCGAGUGAGAUUUUAUACAGAUAUGGGAAUGAAUGAUCACGACUUCGGUACAAUGGUUUAUGAUUAUCCAAAAGCUCUUGGAUUUUUCAGCCUAGAAGAGAUGAACAGUAAGGUACAAUAUCUGAAAGAAUUUGGACUAAGCACUGAAGAACUUGGAAAGUUGCUGGCUUUCAAGCCACAGCUCAUGGCCUGCAGCAUUGAAGAAAGGUGGAAGCCUCUUGUGAAAUACCUUUAUCAUCUAAACAUUUCACGGGAUGGCAUGAAACGUAUGUUGGUGGUCCAGCCUACAAUCUUUUGUCUUGAUUUGGAAACAGUAAUUGCACCAAAGGUACAAUUUCUACAGGAUAUUGGUGUGAGGAGUGAUUCAGUUGGCGGUGUGCUUGUGAAGUUCCCCCCUGUGCUCACUUAUAGCCUAUACAAGAAAAUACGCCCAGUGGUAAUAUUCCUGAUGACAAAAGCUGGAGUGAAACAGGAGGACAUCGGCAAGGUCAUUGCUCAGGAUCCACAGCUCCUGGGCUGUAGCAUCGUGCGCAAGCUGGAAGCUAGCGUCAAGUACUUCAGAUCACUGGGCAUCUACCACUUCGUGCUUGGCCAGAUGGUCACCGAUUUCCCAACGCUUCUCAGGUACAAUGUGGAUGUUCUAAGGCCGAAAUACCAGUACCUGCGGCGCGUCAUGGUGCGACCCCUGGUAGAUCUUGUUGAGUUCCCCAGGUUUUUCAGCUACUCCUUGGAGGACAGGAUAGAGCCAAGGCAUCAAACAUUGGUGGCGAACAGGAUCAACAUGAAGCUGCGAUACAUGUUAACUGGAUCAGAUGAAGAGUUUGCACAAAGGGUCAGAGAGGCUGUUGAGAGGAGAGCCAGGUUUGAAGCUGGACAUGCUGCUCAGGAUGCAUCAGACGUGCCUGUUGCAUCCAAUGAAGCAGAAGUCGCAGCAGCAUCUGAAGACGACAGGGAGGCAGAUACAUAGAUUGGGUUGGUUGGGCAAAAUUGUAAUACUCCAUUGUGCUGUAAAGGAAUAGAAAAGGAACAAAAAAGGCCUUUGCUUCCAUGCCAUUAACAAGCAUAGGGGACCAUGACCAAUGUACUUGGCAUGGGGUUUUGAUCAUUGGCAAGCAGUACAAAAUUUCAUUUAUACAAGUUGCCCAGAAGGGACCAGUUAGGCA
This is a messenger RNA of Oryza brachyantha (malo sina), 2034 nucleotides long. Its product is annotated as transcription termination factor MTERF2, chloroplastic. The record is from RefSeq and is a predicted model, not a curated record. The transcript is spliced from 6 exons. Gene Ontology annotation, molecular function: double-stranded DNA binding. NCBI's taxonomy places the organism in Eukaryota, Viridiplantae, Streptophyta, Magnoliopsida, Poales, Poaceae. Bases 33 to 1838 code for a protein of 601 amino acids. Gene Ontology annotation, biological process: regulation of DNA-templated transcription.